AUGAAAAGGAAAAAUAUUAAGGCGAUGAGAAGGGGAAAAAUAAAAAGAGGUGGGAAAAGGGAGGAGACUGUGGUUAAGGAGAAGGAGCCUGUGAUUAAUGAGAAGCCUGAGGUUGAGGUGAAACCGCCUGAGGUUGAGGUGAAAGAGCUUGAGGUUAAGGAGAAGGAAAAUGAGGUUAUGGACAUGGAGAAUAAGGAUGAUAACAAUGAGGUUGUCGAAAUGGAGAAUGAGGUUGAGGACAAUAAUGAUGAUGAGGGCAUGUUAUAA
Molecule: messenger RNA, 267 nt
Organism: Lactuca virosa
Lineage: Eukaryota; Viridiplantae; Streptophyta; Magnoliopsida; Asterales; Asteraceae
Source: the annotation of a GenBank genome assembly